Messenger RNA from Pundamilia nyererei, 558 nucleotides. Its product is annotated as dual specificity protein phosphatase 13 isoform A-like. Gene Ontology annotation, biological process: protein dephosphorylation; negative regulation of MAPK cascade. Bases 1 to 465 code for a protein of 154 amino acids. The record is from RefSeq and is a predicted model, not a curated record. Lineage: Eukaryota; Metazoa; Chordata; Actinopteri; Cichliformes; Cichlidae. Gene Ontology annotation, molecular function: protein tyrosine/serine/threonine phosphatase activity; MAP kinase phosphatase activity. The transcript is spliced from 3 exons. Gene Ontology annotation, cellular component: cytoplasm.
AUGGAAACCACACCCUACAAUUUAGAAAGACUGAUUGCUUUUUUUCUUUGUAGGUCAGUAGCUAAUGAUCGCUACAGCCUGUGGAAGCUGGGAAUCACCCAUGUUGUGAAUGCAGCUCAUGGGAAGACGCACUGUCAGGGGAAUCACUACUUCUAUGGAUCCACCGUGGAUUAUUAUGGAGUGCCUGCAGAUGACUCACCGUCUUUUGACCUCUCUCGAUAUUUCUUUCCGUCUGCUGAGUAUAUUCAUAACGCACUUGACACGACAAGUGCUCGAGUUCUCGUCCACUGUGCUGUUGGCGUGAGCAGGUCUGCCUCCAUCGUCCUGGCCUACCUAAUGAUCUACCACAAUUACACGCUCCUAGAUGCAAUCAAUAAGGUCAAAGAGCGCAGGUGGAUCUUCCCAAACAGAGGAUUCCUUAAACAGCUUCGUGCUUUGGAUAUGAAACUGCAAAAGACUUCAUGACCGCUUCAAAAAAUAAAGAUCUUCUAAUGCACAUAACCUCAAAACAGCUUUUUCUCCAGACAAAUGAGAGACUUGAUGACUGUGUCAGUUGAA